AUGCCUCGUUUUGCGCGCACCGUGGGGCAGCAGGGAGAGGGCAGGUGCGAGGGCGAGGGCAAGGAUGAGGUCGAGGGCAAGGGUGGGGGGAGGGCAAGUGCGAGGGCUAAGAAGAGGGCAACGGCAAGGAUGAGGUCCAGGGCAAGGGUGGAGGGAGGGCAAGAUUUUAACGCCACCCCGCUGCGUGUGCGCAGGUGUGAGUGGGUUGCUGCUCCGGACGCCGCCAUGACGGAGGCUGCGACGGCGACGGCGACGGCCACAGCGACGGCGUCGGUGACGUCGACGUCGGCCGCGUCGUCGACGGUGUCGCUGUCGACGCCCACGCUCUUCAACCUGACGACGCUGGGCAUCGAGGAGGAGGUGAACGGCACCGACGACCACCACGUGGGUGCGCUGCCCUGGUGCGAGUCGUGGCAGCAGCCGCAGCACGUGCUCUUCCAGCUGGCCAACGCCUGCUUCGUCAUCUCGUACGCGGCGCCCUCCUCGGCCUACGGCGUGCUCUUCAUGCACUCCGCCCUCAUCUUCGGCUUCAUGCUCUUCUCCUUCUGGGCGUGGAACGUCAUCUGCGCCCCCGACGUCUUCUCGUGGAACUUCACCUUCAUGCUCCUCAACAUGGGGCAGCUCGUGUACAUCAUCUACCAGAUGCGCCCCGUCAAGUUCGACCCGGAGCUGGAAGAGGCCUACCAGGUGCUGUUCUUUCCCUUCAAGGUGAACGUGAUGUCGGACCACCAGUUCCUGCACCCCAUCAUGCCGUGCGAGUUCCUCGACUCGCCCGAGUUCGAGUCGAGUCGAGCCACCACCGACGACAAGUUCAAGGUGUCGAUCGUGGCGGCCACGUCGUGCCGCUACCUCUACUGGCAGCGCUCGGCGCUCGAGUACCUCUUCGUGAAGGAGACGUACCUCGCCACCGUCAUCACCACGCUGAUCGCGCGCGACAUCACCACCAAGCUCUACGCCAUGAACCGGAAGAUCGUGACGGAGAAGGGCUCGCACCUGGACAUCAGGCUGCCCAGCAUGGCGUCCACGUCGGCCACGGCCGCGGCGGCGGCGGCGGCAGCGGCGGCGUCGGCGGCUGCGGCGGCGGCGGCGGGGUCCGGGUCGGCGUCGGAGACCAAGAGCCCCGCGGCCACCAACCGGGCCAGCGCGCAGACGCAGAGCGCGCUGCUGGCCAGCAUCUGCCCCACGUCGCCCGAGCCACUCCCGGUUUUGGACCUUCUUCAAGUGUUCAGCAGCCGGGAGCGGCUGUGCCCCAAGGAGAACGGGCCGGCGGGGAUAGUGCUGGCGGAGGUGAGC
This is a messenger RNA of Gryllus bimaculatus (two-spotted cricket), 1293 nucleotides long. NCBI's taxonomy places the organism in Eukaryota, Metazoa, Arthropoda, Insecta, Orthoptera, Gryllidae. The record is from the annotation of a GenBank genome assembly.